UGUAGUCUCGCCGCCCUUCGGGCUGGUCCAGCAACCCGCAGGAUGUCGGAGGUUCGGCUGCCACCGCUGCGCGCCCUAGACGACUUUGUUUUGGGGUCUGCGCGUCUGGCGGCUCCUGAUCCAGGCGAUCCACAACGAUGGUGUCACCGCGUCAUCAACAAUCUUCUCUACUACCAAACCAAUUACCUUCUCUGCUUCGGCAUCAGUCUCGCUCUGGCCGGGUACAUUCGUCCACUGCACACCCUCCUGAGUGCACUGGUAGUGGUGGUGGCCCUCGGUGUGCUAGUGUGGGCUGCUGAAACCCGUGCAGCUGUGCGCCGCUGCCGUCGCAGCCACCCUGCUGCCUGCCUGGCUGCAGUGCUUGCCAUAAGCCUCCUCAUUGUCGGGGCCGUGGGCGGCGCUUUCACCUUCCUGCUCUGCAUCACAACCCCGGUGCUUUUGAUCCUGCUGCAUGCUUCACUGCGCCUGAGAAACCUUAAAAACAAGAUUGAGAACAAGAUCGAGAGCAUUGGUCUAAAGCGGACGCCAAUGGGGCUGCUCCUAGAGGCACUGGGACAAGAGCAGGAGGCUGGAUCCUAGGACCCUGGCAUCUACAUCCUGGAUCUAGACGGCCCCCCACCCCAUACCCAAUAUGGACCCUUUUCUCAGCCAUUAAAAUAGGAGCCUAGAGCCCUCUGGCCUGCAAAAAAUAAAAGACACCUGUGACUGCUUACUCCAACCCUAAACUAGUCAUCUCUUACCCCCCAGCCCGUUACCUAGGGACUAAAGUCUUCAGUCCUGAUUUUGAGACUCCGUAACCUACAUCGAGCCUUGAAACUGGGUUUUUUUAAGCCAGAGCAUCCAUAGCCAAUCUCAAAACUGGAUCAAGAGAUACUCCCCUAACCCCAGUCUGAGACUGGUCUUCCAUACUUCAAAGCUAGGGCUUGGGGCAGGACAUUCCCAACUCUUGAGCUCUAAACUAAGGAUUUUUCAGACCCUCCCCCAAUCUGGCUUAGAACCCAGGUUAAGACGUGGCCAAAUCUUGAGCUUAAAUCCCAAGUGUCCUCAGUCCUCACCCCAUUGAACCUAGAUGACCCUAACCCUCCCCAGACCAAAUAGCUUCCCUCCAACUCUAUGUAGAGGUUUUCUCCCGUCCCCACAAUGUUCCUAGUAUUGAGGACCAAGGUAUGGGGCUAGCUAGCAAUAGCCCCCGCUGGCAAUGGAGCACAUGUAUUAGUGUUCCUGCAACAAUAAAGCCGGUGAAUCUCAAGCUUG
Messenger RNA from Microtus ochrogaster (prairie vole), 1254 nucleotides. It is a transcript of the gene Praf2, whose product is annotated as PRA1 domain family member 2. Gene Ontology annotation, cellular component: membrane. The record is from RefSeq and is a predicted model, not a curated record. NCBI's taxonomy places the organism in Eukaryota, Metazoa, Chordata, Mammalia, Rodentia, Cricetidae.